Schistosoma turkestanicum is the source of this 3619-nucleotide messenger RNA. The record is from the annotation of a GenBank genome assembly. Lineage: Eukaryota; Metazoa; Platyhelminthes; Trematoda; Strigeidida; Schistosomatidae.
GUUUAUAGGCGGUCAGUUUAGAGUGGUAGUCGUACUUCACUUGUGCUGUCUCAAUCCCAUUUGUCGAACUGUCUGUGGGUGGAAAUUAAUUGAAACUACAAUUAUGUGGCGUUAUUAUUGAUAAUUAUCUCAAAUCUUUUUACAUUGUUUGUAAACUUAUGGUGAAUCGUGACAUAUUGCUUUUAUGUAUAAGUUUCCGGUUUAAUGAUAAAGGCAAAAAGCUUGUAAUCACUUCACCCUAGUAGACUUUUUCUCAUGUUACUUGCCAUAUAAAACGAUAGGAAGCCCCCUGAUUGUAAUUUUGAUGGACUGUAGGCAAAUGCCGUUCAAUUUUGACCAAACGUACCUCAGUCAACUUUAAAUGGACGUUCAGAGUUUUUACUUAUGAUCGCAUAAAGGCCUAUUUGGAUUCAGUAAAAUCGAGUCUUAUGGGUCUUAAGUAUCUUAUGUGAAAGCGGCUUCUCGAUGAAGCUAAGUAUUACUGUGUUUAAUCACUUCAAAUUUCACUCAUUCUCGGUAUUUGUUUUCUGCUUUUGAAGAGACACUCACCAAGGAUUAUGUACGUACUCAGGUGAGUAGAUAGUGCACCCAUUCCUAUUGCCUUGUAGACGGACAGUAUUUUUUUUCGAGUAUAUCUAUUUUUGCUGGUGUGUCUGACCAUCUUCAGCAACGAUGCAAGCAUAUUCCUAAUGCAGUUCUGCCCCUCGAAGCGCAAAAUUUUGCUUCACGAUUGGCUUGAGUCGGCACCCGAACUAGUGACGGGGAGUGAAGCAGUUGAACGUGUUGACCGCUUUACUUAUCUUGGGAGCCUCAUCAAUGCUGAUGGCCUGGUGUCUGACGAAAUCUCAACACGGAUACAGAAGGCUCGAUUGGCUUUUGCCAACUUGCGUCACUCGUGUCGCAGGCGAGAUAUCCGUUCGCUAACCAAAGGAUAAGUCUACUGCGCAGUUGUUCUCUCCGUCCUCCUUUAUGGCUGUCAUACAUCGCCAGUAAGAGUAGAGCAUAUUCUUAGGCUAUUAAUAAUAUCAUUGUUAUUAUUAGUCGAAGCAUUGCUCGUGUAUCCUGUGACAACCGAGUAAGCAAUGUUGUUGUUAGGAGACGAGUACUAGGUACGGAUAGCAGAUCAAUAGAUGAAGUAGAGAAACUUCAUCAGUUGACGUGGUUGGGGCAUGUGUUGCGUAUGCACAACCACCGACUGCCUCAAAGAGUUAUGUUUUAUGGUGGUAUGUGUAGACUACCUGGUUGGGGCUCGCGAUGCGAAAGUCACCGAUGGUUAGAGAACUUGAAUGACAUAGCUUAAAAUCGUUUGCAUUGGCUCAGGUUCAUCCAUACUUUGUGUUCCUUCAAAUUGUAAUCUUCUGAAUUCCUCACCACCUUUAUCUCUCUUUUUUGAAGUUAUUCUAAUGUAUUAUGUAUGUGGGCUUGGAAUAAAAAGUUACAAGGUCAUUAUUGUGUAAGAUCAAAUACACCUUGUGAAUAACCUCGGACAGAUCUUUAGAAGCAAUUUUAACGUUUUUUUUUUUUGAAAUUAGACCUCUGAUUUAAGGAAGCUUUUAAUUUUAUUUUAAUAAAAAGUUAAGUAAUCAUUUGAGUUAACAUUUAGCAAAUCUUUUUAUGGCUUCUGACUUAUGAUCACUGUUAGAUUAUGAGGACAUGUGAGGUUUAUCGUCCAUUCCCUUCAGAAUCUGAAGACAACAUCGACCGAAAGGUCAAUAAUUUUCCGGUCACAAAAUCCAGUGUUUUACAUGUAGUUAUUUCAGAAUCAGAGUUGACCGAAUUGCCAUUACCAACAUGUGUAUGCGAGCUCUGCGGAAUCAAAGUGAAGACGAAGGCUAACUUGCGGGCUCAUCAGAUUAAAACCCACAAAAUCAUGAAGGAUGCUAAAGAUGUAGCAUUUUUUUCGAAGCAAAGGUAUGACGUUAGUUAUAUCUAUCAUUGUCCUGUGGCCACAUGUAAACACAACAUUAACUUAGGCGGAGGAUUCAGCACCCACUGGAGAUUAAAACAGCAUUACCAGCAUGUUCAUAUGCAGAAAAGUUACCAGUGUAGCAACUGUAAACAUUUUUUCCCUACUCCCUCAUAUCAUGCGUAUCACCAAAAGCUCUGUGGAGCAACACAUUCUUGUUCAGUUUGUUUCAAGUCUUAUUCAAGUAAAAAGCAUUUACUUCAGCAUUAUAGAAGAAGUGGACAUUGUAGAAAUUUAACUCCUAAUUCUACUCCCGAAGUCGAAAAUAAUCCAAGCAAACCUCCUACGAGGCACACAUCAAUUUCAAGCUCAGAUGUUACAUGUGAUCCAAUCACUUUCAAUGGGUCACGUAAUCCAGUAAUUCUUCCACUUCUUAUUGUACCAAUUCCUGUACCAAACGUAAAUGGUAUGAAUGUGGAAAAUCUAAACACCAGUGUUGUGGGUUGCUUAAAUAUGAAUUUAAUUCGCACAAGCGCUCUUUCAGCUCUUCGUACUCUUUCAACACAAAUUUCUCCUAAUCCGAAUGUCCAGGUUAAUCUAUCUGAAUCAGUAAUAAAUUCGAGCGAUACGUUGGUAGUUUUGAAACCGAAUCUAGAAAAUUUAUGCAGUACUGACUCAGUCCCUGAAAGUAAUCUUUCUUUGGAGGCGUCAACACAAACAGAACAGUCAUAUACACCGAUCACUGUAUCACAACCAUGCUCUAAUACUCUUCAAACACAUGAACUUGUAUCUGUGAACACAUGCACUGAUGAGGAUGAUAUCAGUUCAUUCAUUGGUGGUCUCUUCUGUAAUGCUGAGGUAGAAGCCAACUUUUCCCAGUCAAGCACAGUAGAUGAUAACUAUGACAUUAAAGAAGAAAAAAUGUUAAGUGGGGGCAAACUGAUCACCUUGGAUUCUCUCAAUAAACAUCACUCUUGUUCAUCAGUAAAGUCAGCCGAGAAUUCCAUUCAGGUGAAUGAAUAUACCUCUCUUACUGGGUGCUUAAAUAGUGGGGUGGAUCAGGAAAUUCAAGCUAUGUUACUACCAUUGCGUGAAAAUGCUGCAAUGCAAACCGAUGUUGUGGAAAAAUUAAAUGCUGAAGUCGCCACUCACUACCCUCAUGUCGAUCGUAGUACAUAUUUUACUCCAAGCAGAAUGCUUGAAACACCACCUCCUCCUAUGCUACAAAGUACUGUUUCACUUGGAACUCAUUUAAGUACUGCAUGCCAGACUUUACAUCGCUUUUUGGAUGAAGCAAAAGUUUCUGACGGUCAACCCCCUCUUAUAGAGACAUUAAACAUGGAUACAACAAGUGACACUGGUACUCAAGGCUGUGCUAAUGUACCAAAUUACCCUGGAUAUGAUUCACCUAGUUCAACAGAUCCAGUGUUACAAUGCCUUCCAUCAUCUACGUCUAUCGAUUCUUCUGUGCAAACUAAUACUGUUCCAACUUCCUGUGAUAAUUCACAGUAUUGCAAUUUAAACACUGUGGAAACGACAACACAUGACUGGUCAGCCAGCGUAGACUUCACUCACAAUGAAACUCAAACAAUUGAUGAAGACAUAGAAUUAUGGUUGAAUAGUGUUGAAACACAAACAAAUAUAGCGUUAUUUGAUCCCAGUUUCUUCUCAGAUAUAUGUGUUGGAGUGGAUAAUAACUUCUUCCAAUCUUAG